UUAUUGUGAUUCUCCAGCGAGAGUCACAAGCGUGUGAAUUAGGUGUUUUGCAGCAAGUUCUGGCGAGGGUGAGGUGUGCGGGGUUGCUGAAAAGGGGCGAAUCAGUGCGUGAACGGCUGCUUGCCUUCGCCUUAGGUCAUCAGCCCUGGACUCUCCUCUGUAACCUUAAACCCAGACGCGUCCUAAAAAAAGCAAUCUUCAUCAAUCUCCAUCGUCUUUCAACCUCUCCCACCGCGCACUCCAUCCUAGGCUCGCUAGUUCUGCAUCGUGAACGCUGGUUACUUCCAUCACCCCUUCCGCCCAAAAGAACUUUGCCUGCCGAAAAUGCAGCCGCAGUAUCGGAAUUACCCGAUUCCCGCCCAACCCGCCCAUCACGCAACGCCGACAAGGCGAGGCGGUCCUGGUCCCGUGCCUCCCCAGCCUCAACAAGCUGUCCCCCAUAACUAUGCCCACGGCCAUGUACAACAGCAGCAGCGCGUGGAGCAGGAGAGGCGCGAGCGCAUGCGCCGCAUUGCCAUGAACCCCACUGACAAGAACCUGCCUGAGGGUAUCGACGACUUGUGCAUCGGCGACGGCGCGACCCGGUAUCGCGAAUUGCGCGACGUCGAGCGCAUAUUGGAUUCCACAAUGAUGCGCAAAAAGCUCGAAAUCGCCGACUCGGUCCAUCACUCGCGCGCGCGACGCCACGGUACGAUGCGCAUAUGGAUCUCGAACACAGCGGAGAACCAGCCAUGGCAAAACAGCGAAAUGAAUAAUGAGACGUUUGACUUUGAGAGUGAGACCAAUGCGACAUACAAGGUCAAGAUCCAGGGUCGCUUACUAGACGACGGAAACGAUUCUGAUCUCGAGGAUGAAGAGGAAGAGGAGGAAGAGGAGACGAAAGACCCAGACGCAAUGGACGAGGACGGCGCAGAGCCCAAGAAGUCGAAGAACUCCAAACCCAAAUUUUUGUCGCAAUACUUCACCUCCAUCAUCAUCGACUUCGACCGUGCCAAAGGCCUCCAGCCAGACAAUUUCACGCAAAUAGAAUGGAAAAAACCGGAAGGCCAGAACAACGCAAAGGAAACCAACUUCAGCGAGCUUGUUUUCCAACGCAAGGGAGACGAGAACAUCAAUGUUACAAUCAACCUUCAGCGAUCUAAUCACCCAGAGCGAUACCGGCUCAGCGAACCUUUGGCGGAAUUGUUGGAUACAGACGAGGAGGACCGCGCAGGUGUAAUGAUGGGCAUCUGGGAAUAUGCGCGGUCGCACAACCUACAACAGGACGAGGACGAGCGCAAGUUCGCAUGCGAUGCUAAGCUCAAAGCGCUCUUCAACCAGCAGGAUACCUUCUACUUCCCUAACGUACCACAGCUCGUGAAGCCGCAUCUGAAGCCACUCCCGCCGGUUCAGUUGAAGUACACCAUCCGCGUGGACAAGGACUACAUCUCCCCGUCCUCGGAAUCCGGCGAUGCUGCAUCGAAGCCAACAGUGUACGAUGUCCAAGUUGCAUUGGAGGACCCACUCCAGCCUCUAGUCAUGGAUCUUUUGCGACCCAAGAACGCUGUCGAGACCCUCGAGAACAUCCGCAGCAUAGACGAUCAGAUCGUACUCCUCAUGGCUGCAAUCGGUCAAUCAAAAGCAAAGCAUGCCUUCUUCACAAGCAUGGCCAAGGAUCCUGCUGCAUUCGUCAAGCGCUGGCUUUCCUCCCAGAAGAGAGACCUGGAGGUGCUACUUGGCGAGGCCUCACGAGGUGGCGGAGAAGACGCUUCGGGCGAGGAAUGGCAUCGUGGCGGCUUGGAAGGUGUCUGGGGCAGCGAUGUCGCAAAAGAAAGCGUUGCUCUCUGGCUGGCGCGACCAAGCACCUCGAAGGCCCAUUAAGUGUAAACUUUGGACGGUUGUGGGCUCAGCUCUCUUCUUGCCCCUCGAAGAGAUCUCUUUUUGAUUUUCCACUUUCAGAUGUUGUUACGGUGUUUGUCCAGGAGGCGCUUCGACUGAUUUCCCGAAAUUCAGCAUGA
Messenger RNA from Aaosphaeria arxii CBS 175.79, 1997 nucleotides. RefSeq lists its product as uncharacterized. Gene Ontology annotation, cellular component: SWI/SNF complex; nucleus. Gene Ontology annotation, biological process: regulation of transcription by RNA polymerase II. The record is from RefSeq and is a predicted model, not a curated record. The transcript has 2 exons. The coding region runs from base 325 to 1860 and encodes 511 amino acids. Lineage: Eukaryota; Fungi; Ascomycota; Dothideomycetes; Pleosporales.